CUACAAAUGUCCUGUAUCUCUUUGACCCUCUCUUCUUUUGAUCUCUGAGUUCUCUUUCCUUUUCAGUUUUUCCUUUCUAAUCUGUCUGAUACCAAUUCUUUCCUUGUGCCUGAGAAUGGAAGAAACUGCUGGGAAUGCUGUUUUAGAAGUUGGAAAGUGCUUAAGUGCUCCGAUUGGCAGUCAGUUUAUGUACUUGUACAACUACAAAACCAACUUUCACAAUCUUAAGAAAGAAGCUGGAAAGCUGAAGGAUGCAAGAGAUGAGGUGAAGCUUAAGGUUGUUGCUGCUGAAAAUAAUGUGGAAAAGAUCAAACAGAAUGUUAAGGACUGGCAGGGGGAUGUGGAUUCCACCAUCGAAGAAACAGACAAGCUGAUUCAAGAGAAAUCAAACAGCAGUUGUUUCAACUUGAUCACUUACUACAAAAAUGGCAGGAAAGCAUGGAAAAAUCUGAACGCUAUAACUGAACUUCUUCAGGAAAAAGUAACAUUUGCUGAGGUUUCUCUUCCUACCGCUCACGAAGUCAUUCGGCUCACUAACAAAGAUUAUGAGGAAUUUGAAUCAAGAAGGUCAGUUUUCAACGAUGUGCUGAAGUCAUUAGAUGAUCCUGAGGUUGGAAUUAUUGGGGUUUAUGGAAUGGGUGGAAUUGGUAAAACCACACUGGUCAAAGAAGUUGGUCAUCAAGCCAAGAAAAACCAGAUCUUGGAUGAGGUGGUUUUCGUAGAGGUGUCUGAUAAACCAGAUACUAAAAAGAUUCAAGAUGAACUUGCGACUCAGUUAGGCGUGAAAUUUGAUACGGAGGCUGAACGAGUGAGCAAGUUGUUUGAGAGACUGAAGAAUGGUAAGAAAGUGCUUGUAAUUUUAGAUAAUAUAUGGGCAGAAUUAAAUUUGGAGGCUCUCGGUAUUCCUUGUGGAGAUGACCGUGGGGGAUGUAAAUUAUUGCUGACAGCAAGAUAUCGUAAUGUAUUAUGGAUUAUGGAUUGUAAGAAAGAUUUCUCGAUGGGUGUCUUAAAGGAAGAAGAAGCUUGGAGAUUGUUUAAGAAGUUGGCAGGUGAUGUUGUUGAUCAAACAAAUAAACUGAAUACUCUGCCGAAUGAUGUGUGCAACGAAUGUCGAGGUUUGCCAAUUGUCAUUACUACAAUAGCAAGAGCAUUAAGGAAGAGGAGACAUCAAUCUCAAUGGAAAGAAGCCUUCCGAGAGCUAAGAAUGCCUUCUCCAACAAAGUUUGUAGGCUUGCUAAAAGAGGAAUAUUCAAAGAUAGCGUUAAGUUACAAUUAUCUAAAAGGUGAUGAGCUCAAAAAAACUCUGCUAAUUUGUAGUCUAAUGGGAAAUAACACUACCAUUUCAUACUUGUUUAAACUCAUUAUGAGUUUAGAUAUAUUGGAAGGCGUUAAUCUUACUAUGGAACAAGUACGAAAUAAGCUGAAAAGUCUUAUCUAUGAACUCAAGGAAUCUUGUUUGUUGCUUGAUGAUUCAAUCAGUGAAGAGUUUUCCAUGCAUGAUGUUGUUCGUUCAAUUGUCAUAACAAUUGCAUAUAAAGAUCAUCACGUAUUUACAGAGCGAAAUAACAUGGUUAAGGAAUGGUCAGAUAAGAAGCAAUUGAAAAAAUGCACUAAAAUCUCACUAGGUGAUUGUAAUAUGAAUAGUGAGAUUUGGUCUCAAGGUUUGGAUUGUCCAAAACUUGAAUUUUUCAGUACGGCAAUGGAUGGUUCUUUUGAAAUCCCUAAAGAUCUUUUUUCGGGGAUGCGAAGCCUCAAGGUUCUAAGUUUCUUUGGCCUAGCUGUAUGGACCUUGCCAACAUCUCUUGCUUUUCUCACAAAUCUUCAAACAUUAUGUUUGGAUUAUGGUAGAUUUUCAGAUAUAACACUCAUUGGAGAGUUGAGAAAACUAAAGAUUCUUAGCUUGCGAUAUUGUACUAUUCAACAAUUAGAUGAAGAAAUAAGUAAAUUGACUCAAUUGAGGUUAUUAGAUUUGAGUAAUUGUACGACACUAAAAGUUAUAGUACCGAAUUUUAUAUCAAGCUUAUUUCGAUUGGAAGAAUUGUAUAUGAGUGGAUGCUCUAUUUUGUGGAAGCUUGAAAUACUUAAGGAGUUGAAGCAUUUGUCUCAAUUGACAACUUUAGAAAUAGAUAUUUCAGAUGAUCAAAUUUUGCCAAAAGACUUCUUCUCCAAAAAGUUGGAAGGGAAAAAAUUGAUUGUCGAUGGCUGUCAAAAACUAAAAUUUGUAUUUCCAUCAUCUAUAAUCAAAAGCUUUGAGCAGCUUCAACACCUUGAGAUAAGUUGUUGUAAGGAAUUAAAGGAGAUUGUUGUCAAAGAAGAAACAAAGAGUACUACUACAUUUAUUUUUUCAAGGGUAGCCUUUCUGAAACUCAAAGAAUUGCCAGAGCUUACAACUUUCUACCGUGGUAAACACAACUCAAAUUGGCCCGUGUUAAAGGAGUUGGAGGUGCAUGAUUGUAGCAUACUAGACAUAUUUACUUCAAAACAUAAGAUUAACCCCAAUUUGGAGAAAUUAACCCUAAGCAGAGUGGAUGACAUGAUAAAAUUGCUGCAUCAGUGUUAG
Mangifera indica (mango) is the source of this 2560-nucleotide messenger RNA. RefSeq names its product probable disease resistance protein At4g27220. Gene Ontology annotation, molecular function: ADP binding. The transcript is spliced from 3 exons. The coding region runs from base 116 to 2560 and encodes 814 amino acids. Lineage: Eukaryota; Viridiplantae; Streptophyta; Magnoliopsida; Sapindales; Anacardiaceae. The record is from RefSeq and is a predicted model, not a curated record.